GUACUGCACAGCGUUUAUUUCUGCAGGGAAACGGGGAAACUGGAAAACACCAAUCAAAAACAAGGAUACUAGCAUGUGGACAGGAGGCCGGUAACCUAGAAGAGCCAACUUGCUACAGCAUCGUCUUUAGUGUCUUACCGAGCAGGAAAGAUGGAGGAAAUAGAAGAAUCUCCUCCUGUUUCUGAAGACCUGGUGCCCUGCAAAAUAUGUGGAAGAAGUUUUUUUUCGAGGGUGAUUAAAAAACAUGUGCCGAUCUGCCAGAAGGCAGUGGCAAAAAGAAGGAAGGUGUUUGACUCCAGCAGGCAAAGGGCAGAGGGGACCGAUAUUUCAACAGUCAAACCCAUAAAACCAAAGUUACAAAGUUCUUCCAGCAGCUCUAAGUCUGAUAAACCUGAACCACCCAAGAAACAGUCAAAUUGGCGCCGAAAGCAUGAAGAAUUCAUUGCCACCAUUCGGGCCGCCAAAGGCUUAAAUCAAGUCAUAAAAGAUGGUGGACCUCUUCCUCCACCCCCUCCUCCAUCCUAUGAUCCAGAUUACAUCCAGUGUCCCUAUUGCCAGCGACGCUUUAGUGAGAAUGCAGCAGAUCGCCACAUUAAAUUCUGUAAGGAGCAAGCAUCCAGAAUCUCCAAUAAGAGCAAGGUUCCUGGAAGUGAGAAAGCCAAACCCCCAGCCAGGAUUCCGUACAAACCUCCACCACAAAAGAAGGCAAACUCUCCCGCUGUACCUAAUGUGUCCUCUCGUCUACCUCAGCGCUCAGCCUAUGGGCAGGUUGCUGGCACAGGGAUUCCCAGCAGCAAAACAUCAUCCACUGGCUCAGUGAGGAGCUCAUCAUCAGGAUAUUCUCAGUUACAGAACAACUCAUUCGACUUGAACAGCCCUCCUUCUGAAGGGAAUGUGAAACCCAAGGGUAUGAUUUUGCAAAACUCCCUGAGAAGUCCACCUUCUGGUAUAGGGAUGAAUAAGAAGAAAGUCCAAAAUGCAGAUAAUUCAAGGAAUGAUGUGAAGAAAGAACAUGAAAACAAUUACUCUACAAUAGGCACCAAGUUUUGCCAUGAGUGUGGGACCAAGUACCCUGUGGACUGGGCCAAGUUUUGCUGCGAGUGCGGAGUGAAACGAAUGUACAUUUAAAAUAGUACAAAUGAUAGAAAGACUGACCCACUGUAGCAGCAAAAAAAAAACUGAGCGUUCCUUUCCAACCCACUUGUGUAUUUAUUUAGCAUAUCCAUGUGCUGUACAAACAUUUCACUCAAUCUGCUUCUGUUUCUAGAGACUGAACCCCAUCUCGCCCUGCUGCUCAGUUUUUUUUUUUAAUGAAAGUGCAAUAUGAUUGGUUACUGCUACAAAAGGAGUAUUAUCACAGUUAAAGUUAUGAUUUAAAUGUUUAAAUUGACUUUAAUUGAUCUAAGCCUUAAAAUGGGACCAUAACACAAAGCAACCAUUCUGAUGUAAACAGGGCAAUAUCUUAUUGUAGUGUCAUUUAUUUAUUUAAAAAAGUAGCUUAAAUGGUUCCUAUGUUAAAUGCAUUGACUACAGUUCUUUCGCUGAGCAAUCCAGUUUUGUAUUUCACUUCGAUUGUACGUGUUCUCGUUUUUAACCGUAAUCCACAAUGAAAACAUCUUGUAGAAAAUGUCAUUGUUGUAUAUUUAUUACAUAUCUGUUCAACCUUGGGUUAUUUAACCUCUUUAACAUAUUCACACAUUAACCCAACAUUCAAAACUUUAAAGGCAAAUGAAAUAUGUCACAUCCUUCCAGAGUGUGCAUCAUACUGCAACAUUCAAAAAGGACUUUACUAUGGUAUUUUAUAGCUUCAGAGUGCUGAACUGCUGUUCAGAGUAGUGAAGUCCAGGAGCUGGUGUGUGUGUGUUUGUGUAUCUUGGGCAUCACUCUACACCUUAAUAUGCUUGUACUACUGCUGCUCUGACCACGUCACAGCUUAUGAAUACAUACUAUUUGGACAGAAAUUUUACCAUUAAAUUAAUGGCUGGUAAAAGUGAUCCUAAAAAAAUAAAGUGGUAGACAAAGCUCA
Molecule: messenger RNA, 2026 nt
Organism: Pimephales promelas (fathead minnow)
Lineage: Eukaryota; Metazoa; Chordata; Actinopteri; Cypriniformes; Leuciscidae
Source: RefSeq, a predicted model, not a curated record